Molecule: messenger RNA, 1736 nt
Organism: Thrips palmi
Lineage: Eukaryota; Metazoa; Arthropoda; Insecta; Thysanoptera; Thripidae
Gene: Ccz1
Product: vacuolar fusion protein CCZ1 homolog
Exons: 11
Coding region: 193-1590 (465 amino acids)
Biological process (GO): vesicle-mediated transport
Cellular component (GO): Mon1-Ccz1 complex; intracellular membrane-bounded organelle
Source: RefSeq, a predicted model, not a curated record
UCUCAUCUCUCAGCUGUUUGCAUUUAUUUUUCAUACAAAGACACUGUCAUAAAAAAUAAAGCAGAAGAAAAUUGAGAGAGUCGGCUGUCAAACUAGAUGUCUCCCGUUAUUUAUUUAGGGGCUGUUGACGGGUACUCUUAACGGGGUUCCUUAUUUGGUGAUAUUUUCAACAGCUACGCAAGGAACUGAAGUAUGGCACAUGACUCUCCCCUGUCUCUCAAGUAUUUUUACAUCUACAACUCGAGCUAUGGUCAGAAGGAGGGGGAGGAGGCGCAGAAAAUCCUCUACUAUUAUCCUACGAAAACAGAUUUGGAUUCGCAAAUUAAAAACGUGGGACUCACAGAGGCCAUAAUUAAAUUCACAGAAACAUUUAAUUGCAACCAGCAAUGUGAAUCAUUGCAUACUCAAAAGACAAGGCAACUCUACUAUCAACCAGAAGACGGAUUUUGGAUGGUCUUGGUUCUAACUGUCCCUACCGCAACCAAAACAAAAGAAGGCAUUGACCACCUUGAGUAUCAGAGUGAUGAAGUUCAAGACAAUAUCUACUGGGCAGUUUUAAAACAGGCAUAUAGAAGCUUUCAAUUGUUCAAUGGUAGCUUCAGUAAUAUAUUAGACUCUGAAAAAGAUCCAACAAAGCUAAGAUACAAAUUGGACCACUUCUUUGCUAAGUACUUGAUAAAGUUAAAGCCACAACAUGCUGAUAUCUUAGAUGUAUUCCAUGGUAUCCAAUUUUUACCCUUGGAUAAAAAGACCUUUCUUCAUGUUCAAACUCUUGUUAAUUUGCUGGAAUGCUCCUUCCCUAAAGUAAGGCAUACAGCAUUUCUCUACAAUGAUCAGCUUGUAUGGAGUGGCUUGGAACCUGACGAUAUGCAAGCAAUGUAUCGUUACCUCAUCACCAGCUUACUUCCUGCUCAGAUGGAGACAGAACUGCAAGGUGGACCAAUGCCUCGUCAAUCUGCAGCUUUUUCUGCACUGCAUUUUGGGAGCAGGUUUGUCUCUGGACCCUCUAAUCUGCAAGGCGAUGAUGUUGGUAAAAUACCUAAGGUCUACUUAAAGAAUGAUGACGGCCCAGUGAUUUGUCAUCUUGUAAUUUACCGGGCCCUUAAUGCAACUGUCUGCCUUUUUAUUGAUGAGGCAGUUUCUCUAGAAAUGGACUUCUUUCAGAGAUUAGAUAUUUUUCUGGGUCAUAGGCUCACAUCACUUGGAUCAGAAAUAGCUGAACAAUUUAAUCACAGUGUUGCAAGUGCUGCAUCUGCAGAAUCUGGAGCAAAAUUUGUGUACUUCAAUCAAUUAAACCGUGCUCAAAAGAGCACUAUACAUUUAGAUAACAGGAAAAGUGGUAACAUAUCAGUACCUGUAGAUGUUCUUAGAAUAUUAGCUGAUGUAAAUGCAGAUUUUAUGGAAAGGAAGCCAACCACAGGUGAAACAAUUGUUAAAACAAUGAAUGACUUUUGGGUUGUGGGAAAGUUAUCCAAUCUACGUGAAUUUUAUGUUGUCAUCCACCACAAAAAUGCCAACCUUAUUGAAAUUAAUGAGGAAGUUAAGAAACUCUGUGAUAGUCAGUUCAAGAGCAUCUUCUUUAAUGAGUAAGGAUUUGAUCUGGCAAUGGUAGUUUUUAUAUGUAUGUAUAUCAAUUUUAUUUUGUUUCCCAGUAUUGGAAAGACAUUCCAAUCCAAUCAUUGUUAAUUUUAUUGUCUAAUCUGUGAUUGUUUCUUUGUAUAAAUGCUUUCAAACUU